Messenger RNA from Didymodactylos carnosus, 548 nucleotides. NCBI's taxonomy places the organism in Eukaryota, Metazoa, Rotifera, Eurotatoria, Philodinida, Philodinidae. The record is from the annotation of a GenBank genome assembly.
AGUACGCUAAAAGGAGUGGAGAUGCAAAACGAUUUGCAAAGUUGGAACGAGAAAUUAAAACAUAAUAAAGGUAAGAACAAACAUGCUCUUUUGUCGAGAGUCUCAAAUAUUUCAUUAUUAGAGAAAGGGCAAUUGUUAUAGUAAGCUGAAGGUGAGAUUUUCUAUUUAUUUUCUAUUCAAGAAAAUUAUUUUUAAGUUACAUGGGGCAUUAUAUCAAUAUUACAUUAACCUCGGGAGAAAAUGACAUAUUGUGGUCACAAUUGGACGACAUGAUUUAUGGUAGAAAUAAUUUGAAUAAUGUUCAAUGUUUUGAUGCAAUCAUACAUUCCGUUGAGCACACGUUUGUUAACGAGGCCGAGACCCGUAUGAUUGAUCGUAUACAACAAAUGAUGUCAAAACUACCUAGUUCGACACCCAAUUAUGAUCAAAUGCGUCAGCGAUUGAAAAAGCUCAAUGUUGUUCAAGAUUUUUCCUAUGACGAAGGUCAAAUCGACACAGAUGAUGAUAGUGAUAGUGUUCCGGCAACAGAUAAUAAACAACAGCAAUAA